This is a messenger RNA of Colletotrichum siamense, 2067 nucleotides long. It is a transcript of the gene fhkC, whose product is annotated as putative serine/threonine-protein kinase fhkC. The record is from RefSeq and is a predicted model, not a curated record. Gene Ontology annotation, cellular component: nucleus. The transcript is spliced from 4 exons. Bases 1 to 2067 code for a protein of 688 amino acids. Gene Ontology annotation, biological process: mitotic DNA damage checkpoint signaling; protein phosphorylation. NCBI's taxonomy places the organism in Eukaryota, Fungi, Ascomycota, Sordariomycetes, Glomerellales, Glomerellaceae. Gene Ontology annotation, molecular function: protein binding; ATP binding; protein serine/threonine kinase activity.
AUGGCGCCCCCGCGCGAAGAGAAGAGCCAAUUGAAACGUCCAAGAGUGAGUCGCUUGUUAAUCUGCCCGGCCUUCUGGUGUGCGAUCCUAAACCGUCUUCCCCUGGCAAAGGGUUCUCUGCCAGACUCAGACACGGAGGCGAAGAAGCCCCGCCGCUCCGAGAGGUUAUCCGUCGAUAAGACCCCGGUUUCCCACAAACAGCACCUUCCGUCGCCCGUGACGCGAUCCGGAGACUCGGACGAUGUGUAUAAGGAGCCUACCGCGACGCCUCCCGAGGGUCGCCCCAGUCAGGUUAACCACCGCGAAAAGGACGACAACUCCCAGUCCCAGGCACACACCAACCUCUCCUCACCUCCACAGGACACACAGGCCUUUUCCCAGUACCCGGCCGAUAACAAGGAUGUGCUAUGUGACGAGGUCGAGGACGAGGUGAAGGAGGGCGUCUGGGGCUACCUGUUCCCGCUAGACACCAAGUACGGCAAGUGCUUGGUCAUGAAGAAGAGGGCAGCAUGCCCCAUGCCGGACAAGCUCGAGGCUAAGGAGACGGAGUCGGUAGAUAGGAAGGGUAAAUCGCCCCUGAAGAAGGAAGAGGAGGCCUACGAAAAGACCAAGAUCAAGGGCGUCGCCUCGGGCGGAUACCUGAUUGGACGUCAUCCGGAGUGUGACAUUGUUGUUGAAGACCCGGUGGUAUCAAAUCGACACUGCCUGUUAUUUACGGAGAACAAAGGCGGUGACACCGUGGCUAUCUUGGAGGAUUUGUCUAGCAACGGAACUUAUGUCAAUGAAGCCAACGUGGGUCGCAACAAGCGCAGAGAGCUCCAGGAGCAGGAUGAGAUCGCGGUGCUCGACAAGGCUCGUUUCAUCUUCAGAUACCCUAAGAGCCGGCAGACGAGCGCUUUUCUUCAGCAGUACACGCUACUGGAGAAGCUUGGCAAGGGCCACUUCGCCGAGGUCUUCCUUUGUGUCGAGAAAUCUACUGGCCAAAGGUACGCCGUCAAGAUCUUCACAAAGACUGCCGGCAUGGAGGAGAGAUCGAAACAGGAGGGUCUGCAACAGGAGAUUGCCGUUCUCAUGGGCGUUAGUCACCCCAACGUUCUAUGCUUGAAGGACACGUUUAACGAACGUAAUGCGGUGUACCUUGUCCUCGAGCUGGCUCCGGAAGGCGAACUGUUCAACUUCAUCGUCAUGAAGCAAAAGCUUACCGAGGAUGAGUCGCGCAAACUCUUUACGCAAUUGUUUCAGGGUAUCAAGUACCUGCAUGAUCGCAACAUUGUCCACAGGGACAUUAAGCCAGAGAACAUUCUGAUGGUCGACAGAGACUUGCACGUGAAGCUGGCUGAUUUCGGUUUGGCUAAAAUUAUUGGUGAAGAGUCAUUUACGACGACGCUGUGCGGAACACCCAGCUAUGUGGCGCCUGAAAUCUUGGCCGAGGGCAGGCACCGGAAGUACACCAAGGCUGUCGACAUUUGGUCACUCGGAGUUGUCCUUUACAUCUGCCUGUGCGGCUUCCCGCCGUUUUCAGACGAACUGUAUUCUAAGGACUUCCCGUUCACGCUGUCGCAACAGAUCAAGAGCGGCCGGUUCGAUUACCCUUCGCCAUACUGGGACUCAGUAGGCGACCCUGCUCUGGACCUUAUCGACUCAAUGCUGGUAGUUGAUCCCGAGCGUCGUUUUACAGUUGACCAAUGCCUCAACCACCCCUGGAUGACGCAGAAGCAACCAGGAGUCAACGACAGCACCGACGGCUUGGUGGGCGGCAUACAGGGCUUAGAAGUCCACCGCCGCGGUGUCGUCAGAGAGCGGACACUACUCAGCUCAAUGAACUCUGUAGCAGUUGCGGAAAGAUCCCCUGGCCCUAAGCAGAAACCAGUCAAGAUCUAUUCCAAGAACACGACGAAGUCGAUCAUGACACCAAAGGAGGCCGACCCUGCGUCCCAAAGAAACGUUGACGAAUUCGUGGAGAUGGGCGGCAAGGGCGAUCAGCCUCUGUUUGGCGAUGACGGCGAUAGCAUCUAUUCAAAGGCCGACAUUUCUACAGAAGCCCAGAACGGUAGCAAGGAGGAAUAA